Eimeria tenella is the source of this 153-nucleotide messenger RNA. RefSeq lists its product as uncharacterized. The record is from RefSeq and is a predicted model, not a curated record. The transcript has a single exon. The annotation marks the transcript as partial. Lineage: Eukaryota; Apicomplexa; Conoidasida; Eucoccidiorida; Eimeriidae.
AAGCAGCAGCAGCCGCUGCAGCAGCAGCAGCUGCAGCAGAAGCAGCAGCUCCAGCAGAAGCAGCAGAAGCAGCAGCAGCAGAAGCAGCUGAUGCAGCUGCAGCAGAAGCAGCAGCUCCAGCAGGAGCAGCAGAAGCAGCUGCUGCUGCAGUGA